CUUGCCUGGACAAUUAAUUCGAUCUUAUGCGGGAGCGCGACACAACACGACAGACCCUCUAACCUCUGCUCGCCGCACGCGACAACAACGCCGAUAUGCCUCCCGCCAAACGAGUCAAGAGCAGUGCGGAUUCCCGACCGAAUGCUGGGCCAUCGGGACGGCCGACAAUCGACGAUCUGGAGGGAGAGAGCGAGUUUGCCAGUCUUGCGCGCCAACACUGGCUCAAGACGCCCAAGCAGGCCGCCAAGGUCAAGGUCAAGAACGACGUGCUCAAGCGCGAAAUAUGGGAUGCCCUGGAGAAGGACAACUUCCCAUUGAAGUCGCUUCUGGUUCUCGAGGGACUGCAGACGCUCGAGAGCUACCUGUGGCCAGGCUACUCAGAGGACUCAUCAAAUCAUCAUGUUCUCUUGAUCAUUUUGAUAGUCAAUGCUAAGCGGAGGGAGCGACUAGGGACAUGGGACAUCUUUGCCGGCCGUCCCUCCGAAUUUUCCGACCUGUUUCGCCGUGCGCUCUCCAUGACACUCGAUGUCUCCCUCUCCUGCACGAUCCGGACGCACGUUCUCCUGUUCAUCAUCCAUGCAUUCCAGAGUCUAGAUUGCGCCAUCGUGCGCAAGGAGUGCGCUCCUUUGGUCUCUAUCUCUAUCUGGCACAACUUAUCAACAGAUGGGAAGCGGGAUGCGAUACUGGACUCGAACCCACAUCUGAGGAAGGCUUGGAGGGCGGCGGCGAAGCGGUACGAUUCGGGUGACGACGCCACCAAAGCACGCCUGCGCUUCGAGAGAUCCUGGCUGUAUACCUUGGUUCUGGACUUUUUUGGCCUUCUCUAUUCUGACGCCCCCAAGCCAGAACACGUGCUCUACUGUGAGCGCUUCGUCGAGUUUCUCACGGAUCUGCAGAGCCAGCUCCCGACCAGACGAUAUGUCAACACACUCCUCCAGGACCUACACGUACUCCCUGCCUUGACCCUAUCGCCUCUCUUCAACGACGAGCCAAACGGUCUGCUUCGGGAGCUGUACGCUCUCUUCUCACACUACACCCACUUUACCGUCGACGACCACUCAGGCGCGCAGCUCAACAGAGACGAGGCAUACGACCGACAUUGUGCUGCGCUCGCCAAACUGCAGAGAACCGCCCUGAGACACUUCAAGGAGAAGCUGACAGUUCUGGCGAUAUCCAACUAUGGCUCAAUCGACAAGAGGAACGAGCUAGAAGGUCUUCUUCAAUCGCUAACAGACGAAGAACUCUCCCAGCUGACCAGCCACCUGGGACUCCGGACAGAAUACCCAGAAUCUGCCAAGGUGCCUGUUGACCGCAGGUUCUUUAUGGAGGUCCUCCUGUCGACUUUCGAGAGGCGAAAAACCUUCCAGGAUGCUGCCCGCGACCUGAGCAUCCUCCCAACCGAGGAGACGCUCUUCGAUGUUGGGCUCAGGAGAACCGAUCAUUACGAUGGAUCUCGGCCUCUGGCUCUUCCCAAAUUCAACCUGCAAUACCUCUCCGUCGGCGAUUUUCUCUGGAGGGCCAUGGUUUUAUAUCGCUGCGAGGCCUUCUACGCUAUUCGCCAGGAUAUCGAGGAUGUGCUGACGAGGUUAAAGCCGGAGACCAAACGAGCGGGGUUAACAACCUUUUCGGGCUUUUCAAGAAUGGCUCUACCUAUCGCCAAACCAACCAUUCUCGAGGUUGUACCACCGCGCGUCGGCGACGAUAAGCCCUCUCUGGUGCGAGCUGAAGUGACCAUCGAUUUGAGAAAGCUGUCACCACACGUUCGGCGAGAGUGGGAAUCCUUGCGUCCCGACGAUGUGCUUUUCCUUGCCGCUGUUGAUGCGUCCAAGUCGAAACAAGUUACAAAUGGUGGCCCUCCCUUGUCCCAGGCUGAGAAGCUCGGCCUGGUCUCAGUCCGCGCGGCAGAGAUCAUACAGGUUCUCGACGACAAAGGACGGGCGAUCCGGGAUGCCCAGGCGUACUUUGAUGGCCACAGUCGUAGCGACUCGAGGAAAAUCCAGCUCCGGUUGGAUGCGAGAGCCUUCAUGGCAGACACAGAGGGCAAUCGGAACAUCUACGACGGGGUCAACCUUCUCAUUCGGAGAGCCGGCCGAGAAAAUAAUUUCAAGCCGGUGCUCGAGUCCAUCCGAGAUCUGACUCUUUCCGAUGUCCCACUGGCAUCCUGGCUGCACGAGGUCUUCCUGGGGUACGGCGACCCAGCGGGCGCAACCUACAAACACCUGCCGAACCGCGUCAAAAAGAUCAACUAUCGCGAUACCUUUCUCGACUGGCAGCAUCUUAUCGAGAGCUUGCCUGGCAAGACUAUCGAACCGAGCGACGACGUUUCUGGAAGCUUCGGGCCGCCGUACGUACUGGAGACGGUCGAGAAGCAGUCGGAAGACGCCAUUUACAAGCCCUCCAAGAAGAGGAGGCGAGAUGCGGAGCCGGCUCUGAUUGCCGAAAUCGAGACAAUCCAUGUCUCGACGUACAAGCCCCCGAAUAACGGCCCUUAUCCGGUCGACGCGCCGAAGCUGAACAAAGUUCGCUUCACUCCCAAGCAGAUCGAGGCCAUCACGUCAGGGACACAACCGGGGCUCACAGUCAUCGUUGGCCCCCCCGGCACGGGCAAGACGGAUGUGGCAACGCAGAUCAUAAACAACAUCUACCACAAUUUCCCGGAGCAAAAGACUCUUCUCAUAGCCCACAGUAAUCAAGCUCUGAACCAGCUGUUUGCCAAGAUUGUCGCCUUGGAUAUCGACGAGCGUCACUUGCUCCGCUUGGGCCAUGGCGAGGAGGAGCUCGAGACCGAGGGGAGCUUCAGCAAGCACGGCAGGGUCGAAUCGUUCCUAGAGAACCGGCAGCGCUUUCUCUUCGAGGUCGACCGCCUCGCUGCAAGCAUGGGUGCUCCCGGCGCCCAUGGAAACUCGGCCGAGACGGCGGGCUACUUCAACGCGGUCUAUGUCGAGCCGGCAUGGGCCAAGUUCACCGACGUUAUCAAGGCGGAAGAUGUCGGCCCUGAGGAAAUCGUCAAAGCAUUCCCCUUUCACGUUUAUUUUGCGGACGCCCCGCAGCCCCUUUUCCCGCCGGAAGCGGACCGCGAGACUGUGCUGGAAAUCGCAAACGGGUGCUACCGCCACAUCUCCAAGAUCUUUUCCGAGCUGGCUGAUGUCCUGCCUUUUGAGAUUCUGCGGCGCGACAAGGACAAGGCCAACUACCUGCUUACAAGCGAGGCACGCAUCAUCGCCAUGACCUCGACGCACGCCGCCAUGAAGAGGGGUGAAAUCGCCUCGCUGGGCUUCCAGUAUGACAAUAUUGUCAUGGAAGAGGCCGCUCAGAUCACCGAGAUUGAGAAUUUUAUUCCGCUGGCCAUGCAGAAACUCAAGGACGGACAAUCGGGGUUGCAGAGCGUCGUCUUGUGCGGAGACCACUAUCAAAAUUCGCCCGUCAUCCAGGGCCUGGCAUUCCGGCAUUACGCCAACCUGGAGCAGUCGCUCUUCUCCCGGCUCGUCCGCCUUGGUGUUCCAACCAUCAACCUCGACCAACAAGGCCGCGCCCGUCCGUCCAUCUCCAACCUGUACAGGUGGCGGUACCCGGAACUCUCCGACCUGCCGCACACGCAAACCCAGAAGGAGUUCCUCACGGCCAACGCCGGGUUCAAGUACGACUACCAGUUCAUCAACGUGCCGGACUACAAGGGCAAGGGGGAGACGGAACCCUCGCCGCACUUUAUUCAGAACCUGGGCGAGGCAGAGUACGCGGUGGCCAUCUACCAGUACAUGCGCCUGCUCGGCUACCCGGCGGCCAAGAUCAGUAUCUUGGCCACGUACGCCGGGCAAAGGGCGCUUAUUAGGGAUGUGUUAGCCCACCGGUGCGCAAAGAACCCCAUCUUUGGUCUGCCGAGGGUUGUUACUACCGUCGAUAAAUACCAGGGCGAGCAAAAUGACUACAUCAUCCUCUCCCUCACGAGAACCACCCGCGUCGGCUACUUGCGCGACCUCCGCCGCCUGACGGUCGCCCUCUCGCGCGCCCGCCUGGGCCUGUACAUACUCGGCCGCCGCGACGUGUUUGAGCGCUGCUACGAGCUGCGCGACGCGUUUGAGCUGCUGCUGCAGAGGCCGGAUAAGCUGGCGCUUGUCACGGGUGAAUUAUGGCCUUCGGAGCGGUUGUUGGUGACGUCGCCUUCUGGUGGGGAUGAUGGGAAAGAUGCGGAUACCACCGCGGUUGUGCCAGCUCAACUGGGCGAGGCGGUUAUGGAGGGCGUGGAGCACCUCGGGCAGUAUGUCUUUGAGAUGACGGCCACGCGGGUUAAGCAGUUGCGCGAGGAGAAGGGGCUGGGUGGGGAGGUGCCUGUUGAAGCGGUGGUGGAGCGGGUUGAGGAGGGGUAUGGGGAUGUGGAGGGUGGUGAGGAAGAUGGUGAGGGAGAGGGGGAGGGAGCGGUGAGGGGGGAGGGAUUUGAGGUUGAGGAGGAUGAUUGA
This is a messenger RNA of Parathielavia appendiculata, 4454 nucleotides long. RefSeq names its product P-loop containing nucleoside triphosphate hydrolase protein. Gene Ontology annotation, biological process: mRNA splicing, via spliceosome. Gene Ontology annotation, molecular function: helicase activity; mRNA binding. Gene Ontology annotation, cellular component: catalytic step 2 spliceosome. The coding region runs from base 96 to 4454 and encodes 1452 amino acids. NCBI's taxonomy places the organism in Eukaryota, Fungi, Ascomycota, Sordariomycetes, Sordariales, Chaetomiaceae. The transcript has 4 exons. The record is from RefSeq and is a predicted model, not a curated record.